CGAGCGCACGACUCGUCUGAUUUAUAUAUCACUGCGGAGAGCUCACCGAGCUCUAGGAAGAUCAGUUCAUUCAACUGACUGGCCUUUCCGCGCGACUGCUCUCUUCAACCCUCGUCUCCUCAACUUACGAUCUUCCCCUCACUCGCGACAAUUCCAGGCUCACAUCAAACCGCCAGCAAAAACACAGUCAAGAUGGGCAAGCCAAUUGUUCUCCAGCUCGGCGACGACAUCAAGUGGAACCAUGACCUCAACAAGGAGUUCACCUCCAAGUUCGACAUCCGCCGGUCAUACAGCAUGCCGCGCGCCGAGUUCAUCCAAGCACUAAAGGACAAGAAGUUUGGCGACUUCUUCGCCAUCUACCGCCCCUUCUGGAACACGGGAGGCGAGAUGGGCAACUGGGACAAGGAAUUGAUCUCGCUUCUGCCAUCGUCAUGCAAGGUGUACGCCAGCGCUGGGGCUGGAUUCGACUGGGUUGACACAGAGACUCUCGCAAGCAGAGGCAUCGUCUACUGCAACGCCGCCGCAGCAUGCACAGAAUCCGUCGCCGACGGCGCAAUCUGGCUCAUCCUCUCCACCUUCCGCCUCUUCUCCUGGUCCUCCACCGCCGCCCGCUCAGGCGACCCAGACCAGUUCGUCGACGCCAACAAGAACCUCGGCGCCGUCUCGCGCAACCCCAACGGCUUCAGCCUGGGCAUCAUCGGCUUCGGCAAGAUCGGCCGCCGCAUCGCCGAAAAGGCUCACAAGUCCUUUGACAUGAAGAUCCUCUACAACGACGUCGUCCGCAUGCCCGCCGACCUCGAGAAGUCUUCGAAUGCGACGUACAUCAAGAACCUCGACGAACUGCUUGCCACGGCUGAUUGUGUGUUGACGGCGACGCCGUUUGCGGGCAAGACGCUCUUGGACGCCGCUGCGAUUGCCAAGAUGAAGAAAGGCGCCAAGCUCAUCAACAUUGCGCGUGGAAAGCUGAUCGAGGAGGAGCCGCUCGUUGCCGCGCUCAAGAGCGGGCAUCUCUCGGCUGUUGGCCUGGACGUGCACUACAAUGAGCCUCACGUGAACAAGGAGCUGAUCAAGAUGAAGAACGUUGAGGUUCUGUCGCACAACGCCGGUGCUUCUCUGGAUGCUCAUAUGGGUUUUGAGAGGCUUGGUAUGGAGAACAUUCUCUCCUUUGCGAGCACUGGCAAGGCCGUCACGCCUGUCAAUGUCCACCUGAUCAACAAGAGCCGUCUGUAACGAGGAUACGAAGUUAUGAAAAGGGGAUCUGGAUUGUAGUUACAACAACGGAAAACUUAGGAGUUACAUACUGGAUUGCUUGGGUAAAUUGAAGUUCUGUUUCAAAUCCCUCGGGACACUCACUGCCUGGCACACUUUUGAACGAGUUGAAGAAGCACCGCUCAAAUGCCGGAGGUUGAGCUUAAGUGUUGUUAAGUGGUCUGAACCGGAGGUUAUCAGAAUGAAAUCUAAGAGAGCGAAGAAGAGCCACGCACUGUUGACCACCAUUGACG
Molecule: messenger RNA, 1502 nt
Organism: Colletotrichum phormii
Lineage: Eukaryota; Fungi; Ascomycota; Sordariomycetes; Glomerellales; Glomerellaceae
Product: D-isomer specific 2-hydroxyacid dehydrogenase
Exons: 2
Coding region: 193-1230 (345 amino acids)
Cellular component (GO): cytosol
Molecular function (GO): glyoxylate reductase (NADPH) activity; hydroxypyruvate reductase [NAD(P)H] activity; NAD binding
Source: RefSeq, a predicted model, not a curated record